This is a messenger RNA of Triticum dicoccoides, 1102 nucleotides long. RefSeq names its product protein ARABIDILLO 1-like. NCBI's taxonomy places the organism in Eukaryota, Viridiplantae, Streptophyta, Magnoliopsida, Poales, Poaceae. Gene Ontology annotation, molecular function: protein binding. The coding region runs from base 1 to 891 and encodes 296 amino acids. The record is from RefSeq and is a predicted model, not a curated record. The transcript is spliced from 10 exons.
AUGCGGGCCAGCGGCGCGGCAACUUCGUGGGUGGUGGGGCGGACGCGCAUCUCUACGACGACCCGGACGACGCCGCCAUCCCGGCGCUCCUCGACUCCCGCUUCGACGGUGAUAUGGUCGACGCUCAAGCGCCUCCUCGCCUUCCUCUCGCAGGGCUUCUACGUCGCCCACCUCUUCCCGCAGUCGCUAGAGGUGAAGAAGCUCGUCUACCUCUACCUGCUCCACUACGCCGAAGAAACUGCACUUGUCCCUGAUGAAGGAGGUAUCACCAUUUUCACUAAUUUGGCUAAGUCAACAAAUCGACUUGUUGCUGAAGAAGCUGCUGGUGGCCUUUGGAAUCUCUCCGUUGGUGAGGAGCACAAGGCGGCUAUUGCGGCAGCUGGUGGUAUAAAGGCUUUGGUUGAUCUUAUAUUUUGUUGGCCUGCUGGGACUGAUGGAGUUCUUGAACGUGCUUCUGGUGUGCUUGCAAACCUAGCUGCUGAUGACAAGUGCAGCCUGGAAGUCGCAAAGGCUGGUGGUGUCCAUGCUUUGGUUACACUUGCUCGAUCAUGUAAACUUGAGGGCGUCCUAGAACAGGCGGCAAGGGCUCUAGCCAACUUAGCUGCACAUGGAGAUAACAACAACAAUAAUGCGGCUGUAUGUCAGGAAGCAGGGGCUCUUGAGGCAUUAGUGCAACUAACAUGUUCUCAAAACGAGGGUGUAAGGCAAGAGGCUGCUGGUGCUUUGUGGAACCUAUCAUUUGAUGAUGGGAAUCGUGAAGUUAUUGCUGCUGCGGGGGGUGUUGAAGCAUUGGUUUCACUUGCACAACAAUGUCUGAAUGCUUCGGAAGGCCUUCAGGAGAGAGCUGCUGGCGCAUUAUGGGGACUAUCUGCCUCAGAAUCGAACAGGUAGUAGAAGUGUAGCACCAUGGAUGGAAAUGCAGCAGCUGAUGGGGGUGAGCCCACCUACGAUCCAAUGAAAGAUCCAACAAGGAAGCCACAACGGUCAAAUGAUCCGGGAUGGAACUAUGGAUAUUGGUCUGAGCCUCCAAAUCGGGAUCUUGUUGUGUGCGCUCUUUGUGGCAAGAUAACUUCUGGAGGGAUCAAGAGGCAUAAAGAGCAUC